GUUUUCAAGUCCCUCCGUAUCAUAACCUAAUUUUCUAAACCGGGUUACUUUAACAACAAUAAUGAUAAAUAUUUCGCUUAAGAUAGGUUGUAUGUUAGUUUUGUUUAAUAUAAAUGUAUCAAGUGAAAUUUUACGACCAAGGGGUGUUUCAAUAUCAAAAGUGUCUUUGUAUGACCCGAGUACUGAAUUUACAUGUUUCGAUGGUUUGCGAACAAUACCAUUUAAGUAUGUGAAUGAUGACUACUGUGACUGCCACGAUGGUACGGAUGAGCCUGGCACUCCGGCUUGCCCGAAUGGUGUCUUUCACUGCACUAACGCUGGACACAAACCUCUCAACAUACCUUCAUCCCGAGUCAAUGAUGGGAUUUGUGAUUGCUGCGACGCGUCGGAUGAAUACUUGACGGGCAACUGCAGUGACACUUGUUACGUUUUGGGAGAAGAAGCGAGACAGCAGGCCAAGCAGAGAGCGGAAUUGUUGCGGCAAGGUGGCGAACUGCGGCAGCAACUCAUCUCUCGCGGCAAGCAGAUGAAACAGGAGAAGUUGAGCCGAGCACAGUCGCUGGAAAGAGACAAAGCUGAAGCAGAAGCAGUGAAAAAGGAAAAAGAAAUAUUGAAACAGGAAGCAGAAGCGGCUGAAUCAGUUGCGUUGGAAGCAUACAGACUGGUGGAGGAAGCCGAGAGAGAGAAGAAACAAGAAGAGGAGAAGGCGCAGGAACAACAAGAAGCGUUUGAACACUUCCAACUCAUAGACUCGAAUCAGGACGGCAAGAUUACAGCAGCCGAACUGGAAGCGAGGCAGACAUUUGAUCAGAACAAAGAUGGUGUGGUGUCGGAAGACGAAGUCAAGUUUUUCCUGGGAAUCGUUGAAGAAGCGGAUUGGGAUCACUUCUUGGCUGAAGUUUAUCCUCGUAUGAAACCGUUCUUCAUGAUGGAGAAAGGGCUCUUCCAGCCUCCAUCGGAACAGAAAGAAGAAGAUGACGCAGAGCAUAAUUCUGAUCAAGAAAAUCCAGAAGAAUGGGGAGAAGAAGAGGAGGAAAAAGAAGAGGAAGAGGAACAACCAGAAGAUGAGGAAAAGGAACAUAAGGAUGAUGCAGAGCAGGUUGAUCUGGAGGAAGACGAGACAAAACAGAAAUAUGACGCUGCCACACAGGGUCUGAUAGGUGACGCGGACAAAGCAAGGGCUGAUUUCGAGAGUGCCGAGAGAGCCCUGAGGGACGUAGAACGAGAGCUGAAACAUCUCCAAGAGGGCCUGGAGAAGGACUAUGGACCUGAGGACGAUUUUUCAGCUUUAGAUGGGGAAUGCUUCGAGUACAGUGAUCGUGAAUACACCUACAAACUCUGUCCUUUUGACCAGGUGAGUCAGAAGCCUAGGUCAGGAGGAGCUGAGACGAGACUAGGCUCGUGGAGCGGCUGGGCUGGAGCAGGAGACAAAUACUCCGCUAUGAUGUACGACCAGGGCCAGUCGUGUUGGAACGGGCCUCAGCGCUCCACAUAUGUGGACGUAAUCUGUGGGCUAGAGAGUGCCGUAACGACAGCGUCAGAACCUAACCGCUGUGAAUACCGACUCACAUUUACGACUCCUGCGGCCUGCCGAGCUGAACAGCCGUUAGAACCCAUCCCUCAUGAUGAACUGUGAUUAAGGUUAUGGUAUAGUGUCGCACCAUAAUGAGCAUUUACGAAUUCAACAGUGUGUUCUUCAACUUCUUUUUAGAUCAAAUUAAGUUAAGAUUUGAAGAGAAACGUAAAAUUUGAGAUGGUAACAAAUCUAAGUGUUGUAUGUGAAUUUUUAAAUUAGUGUGAACUUUCUAUUUGAAAAAUAGGUGUACAACUUGGAUCACAGUAGAUAUUAUAAGUUAAUUAGGUUAAACAGUGAGUCAUUUUGGUUCUGUAAUAUCUUUCUCGAUGUUCAAAUUCCAUUAAAUUUUAUAUUUCAUUUAUGGUCUAAAAGAGCACAAUUAUGUUAAAUGGUUUAUUCUGCAACUCAUAAAUGACAGUAGAUUUAAUGCUUUUAUAGAAUUUUAAAUUCAAUAAUUUUAUUUUUAACGCGGUUUUUGAAUACUAGUUUUAGCUCAGAUAUUAUUUUUGGUUCUCCAAUAGCCCAAUUAAUUAUAAGCAACAGGUUUUCUUUUAUACAUUCCAGGUCACAAUUAUACGGUUAAGACUGACUGUAAUAAACUAUUGUUUAUAAA
Macrosteles quadrilineatus (aster leafhopper) is the source of this 2189-nucleotide messenger RNA. RefSeq names its product glucosidase 2 subunit beta-like. Gene Ontology annotation, cellular component: glucosidase II complex. The transcript is spliced from 12 exons. Gene Ontology annotation, biological process: N-glycan processing. Lineage: Eukaryota; Metazoa; Arthropoda; Insecta; Hemiptera; Cicadellidae. The coding region runs from base 62 to 1636 and encodes 524 amino acids. Gene Ontology annotation, molecular function: protein binding; calcium ion binding. The record is from RefSeq and is a predicted model, not a curated record.